This is a messenger RNA of Chanos chanos (milkfish), 2466 nucleotides long. RefSeq names its product von Willebrand factor A domain-containing protein 7-like. Lineage: Eukaryota; Metazoa; Chordata; Actinopteri; Gonorynchiformes; Chanidae. The transcript has 14 exons. The record is from RefSeq and is a predicted model, not a curated record. The coding region runs from base 1 to 2466 and encodes 821 amino acids.
AUGAUUGCAAAUCCAGUCAUUAUCGCUGCUGUCCUUCUCCUUGUUCAACCUGGAGCUGUGGCUUUCAAGAUCGUCUCUCGCAGUUCGAUUUCGCAUAUAGAAAUCACAUCGUCAGCUAUUCUACAAACGACUGCGAAAGUGUGUAAGGCACGUGCUGAACAGCAAGGACAAAACUUCGUGGAGCCAAAUCCACUGAACGCUAUAUCGCUAGCAGUAGCUUGCUCAUCUCCAUUAUCAGCUGGAACUUUUUUAUUGAGCACUGGUAUUAUCAGCGCCAGGAACAUAUAUGUGGACAUAAAACGCUUUGGCGAAGAAGAAUACCACUUCGACAGUGAAAGUUUUUUGCGGGGACGUGAUGUCAUUACGAGCGCAGUGGAUGCUGUCAAAGCUAAUAUCAAGCUGCAGAAUUUUCAAACGGCAAGAGAAAGACUAGGAGAGGCGAUGCAUACUUUACAGGACUUCUACAGUCACAGUAACUGGAUAGAGCUGGGAUACCAGUCUCCAUACACGAACCUCAUCAAACCAGACCUACCAAUUGAGAAUAUUGCAGACAAGGGUACCCCAACAUGUAGGAGCUGUGUUGAUGAUAACUGUACAGGAAAUAUCCUGGAAAGUAUCAUCACUGAGAGGAAGCUGACCUCAGGAUACACCAGCUCCAGUGGUCUUUUUAAACCUCCUGGAAAGUGUAGCCAUGGAGGGCUUAUAGAUCUUACCAGUUUUCAGGAGCCCAAGGGAGGUAUCAAUAAAGACGGUGUUGACUCUGAACAUGGCCACCUGCACUUCCAGGCUGCAAACAUGGCCAUUGAGGCCACCAAAGAACUCUUAGAAGACGUAUGGGCCUCAGCCGGGAACGACGACUUCCUGAGAUUGAUGGGUAUCUCUCAGACGUUUAACGUCCUGAGUGUUGUGAUUGACAUCUCCAGGAGUAUGGCCGAUAAUAUUGCAGAGGUGAAACGCGUCAUCUCGUUGAUCAUUGACGGCAAGAAAGGCACCGCCGAUGAACCCUCUGAAUACAUCCUGGUUACAUUUAAUGACCUUGACUUUGGGCCACUGACAAAGACCACAGAUGCUGAAGAAUUCAAAAGACUGCUAAAUGCGAUUUCUGCUGUCGGAGAAGCAACAGCUACUGCAAAGAAAUGCCUGUCGGGUCUUUGGCUGGCACUGACAAGAUCCCCACCCAAAUCUGAGAUGUUUGUUUUCACUGAUGCUGAACCAGAGGAUGUUGAGCUGAAAAACACAGUGUUGGCACUAAUUGAAAGCACAAAAUCAACGGUGAAUUUUCUGCUAACCAACGUUCUCUCCGCACAAAGCCGUGUGUCCAACCCAUCGAAUCAGAUUUAUCAGGAGCUAGCUGAAGCUUCAGGCGGGCAGGCCAUUGAGGUUUCCAGUGGUAUGCUGCCUCAGGCCACCAGCAUCAUUGAGGACUCCUCCAGCGCAGCACUGGUCACGCUGUUUUUGGCAGUGCGGAACCAAUCAACUGCGGAAGAUUUCUCCUUCCUCGUAGACUCUUCUGUUACAAAUCUGACUAUCUACAUCACUGGCUUUUCAACAAAUUUCACUAUUACAAGCCCUUCAGGAAUGUCCCAGUCUAGUACUGAGUCAAAUGGAACUUUGGGAAUGAUUCAGACUGCAGGGAAUUUCCUUACAAUAAGACCAUACAGCCAGAAUGGAACAGGACUGUGGCAAAUCAGUGUUAAUUCCACUCAGCCAUUCACGGUGAAAGUCACUGGACAGAGCGUGACAAACUUCCUUUUUGACGUUGUGGAGGUUGUCCAGGACCCGGUUCCAGGAUACACAGUGUUAGACAGCAGGCCCCAAAACAGUGGGAAUGUAACAUUGCUGCUGUCAGUAACUGGAGAUGACUCUUUGAAGCUGACAGAGGUAGCUGCUAUUGAGACGAUGGGCACAGAAACCGUUAACGGAAGUCUGGUAGAUCAGGGCAAUGGACAAUACCUGGCGACCUUUAGCACUGUACCACGUGGCUCUUUUGGUAUUCGUGUGUCAGGCCAGAAUAGCUCCACUCGAUCCUCACAAACUGGCUUCCAGAGAUACUCUUCCACCCAACUCAGAACUUCCGGCGUGUCAGUCUCGGCUGUGGCAAGUGGAAUAUGGGCACCUGGAGGGACUUUAAGCCUGAACUUCGGAGUUGGAACCAGCAAAUUUUCAGGCAGCUUCAACAUCACAGUCAGGAAUGAUCGUUUGUUCAAUAUGGCUUUCCCCAGCUCAUUGCUCAUUGACAACGGGGUCAGCGCAAGCGGUGCAUUAUCCAUCACCGCUCCUUUUGAAACUCCCUCUGGCACCGACGUCACACUGACCAUUGAGGCUGCAGCUGCCGGUGGAUCAGACUCCAACUAUGUUGUGCUGCGUCUCUCUGUAGUGGCCGGAGUGGGACCAGCCGUGUCCCUGUCUCUCAGUCUCUGGUUUGUCAUGAUUGCUCUCUUUCUAAACCAGCUUUUAUCAUUUUAA